This is a messenger RNA of Myotis davidii, 1260 nucleotides long. It is a transcript of the gene HOATZ, whose product is annotated as chromosome unknown open reading frame, human C11orf88. The transcript is spliced from 6 exons. The record is from RefSeq and is a predicted model, not a curated record. NCBI's taxonomy places the organism in Eukaryota, Metazoa, Chordata, Mammalia, Chiroptera, Vespertilionidae. Gene Ontology annotation, biological process: cilium assembly. The coding region runs from base 298 to 795 and encodes 165 amino acids.
GAAGGCUGACCCACAGUAUGAGCGCUGAAGUGCUUCCCCACUGACCCCAACAGGACAAGACACAACUCCAGUUGAUGUUUUGACUCUCCUAUCUGGACUCCAUCUAAGACUGGUCCCGAAGCCUGCGGUCACUACAGAAGUGGGCUUCAGAGGGCCCACCCAUAUGCGCUGGACCUCAGCAUCUACGGAGGAAACUAAGGGUUUCCGGCCUGGCCUGUUGCUGCCAACUUGAAGGUUCUCUGAGAGGCGGGGCUAGGAGAGGGGCCAGGGGAGCUUGGAGAAGCGUCCUCAGCUGCCAUGGAAACGAGGCCUGGUGCAGGUCCUAGGCCUGGAAAGAAGGCCUGUGGAAUUUAUCCCCAGGGAUUAUUAGUAUUCAGUGGCUCCUCAGAAAAGGACACCAGCUUGGCCAAGCAGUUUUGGAUCACGGCGUCAAUGUAUCCGCCUAACGAGUCCCAGUUGGUGCUGUCGGGCACUAGCAGCCAGCGUCUGCCCGUGGCCAGGUCCUCUAAGAGCAGCACCCCUGAGAAAAGUUUCUUGCAGUCUCUUUCUCUUAAGAAAAACAAGGGAACAGAUGCUAUUGAUGAAACCCUAAAGACGGAGGAGAAAAAAAAGUAUCUGGAAAAGGCUAAAAAGAGAGAUGAGAUUCUCCAACUCUUAAAAAAACAAAGAGAAGAAAGGAUCUCGAAAGAACUGAUCUCCCUUCCUUAUAAACCAAAGAGCAAAGUCUGCAAAGCAAAGAAAGUGAUUCCAGAGUCCAAUAAGGAAGAUCAAGAAGAAGUCAAAGCUUUGAACUAAAUUGAUUGACACGUUCUAGAGGAUGGCUCACUUAGAUCUUCACUUUUGAAACAACCUAGUCCUACAUCAGGAUCAUUGGGAUCAUUUGUUAAAAUAGGCAAAAAAAUAAAAGUUAAGUGUGCAGACUUCCAGGAAUUUUACCAGUUAGUGAAUAUUUGGAUCUAUUUUACUUAUUGGAUACCACUGUAUUUGACACCACACAAUAACCAUCUCUCUCAUCUUAUACAUUCUCAAACUCCUAUUUCUCUUGUUUUUAAUUGUUGUCUCCAGAAUUGCUAUAUUUGAUCAAUGUUAUGAAUAUCAGAUAAACAAGAAACAGGGCUUUAUGUGUCCCAACUAGUAGACCAGUAAUAAAAACAAUAAGCAAAUAGGGAUGAAAGGGCAAUCCUAAAAACUUUAAAGUUUUCUUGCUGUAAAAAAAAAAUCUGUUUUCCAAAAUUUGGUUUCUGGGACAUGUCUGCAGUC